AUGCCUACCCUCAACCCCAGCGAACUGAAUGUUGUGCUUGCUAUCUUUGGAGGGUUCAUCAUCCUCUACGGAAUUCUCUCAGUGAAGAUUAAGAAUGUGUGGUACUUGGGCGAGGCCUUACCGGCUGUCGUUUUAGGCAUAUGCCUUGGUCCAAUAGCGGCGAAGUUCCUCGAUAGUGAGAGAUGGGGGUCGGCCGUUGAUGGUCAAACCAACGACAUCACUCUCGGCGUCAUGAGAGUGAUGAUCGGUAUCCAAUUGGUCAUGGCCGGCUACCAGCUCCCGGCGAAGUACCAGAAGACUAAAUGGAAGGACAUGCUCGUCCUCAUGAUCCCCGUAAUGACGCUGAUGUGGUUGGCUACUUCGGCCUGCAUUCUCGCCACCAUUCCAAAGGUUUCGCUUUUGGGAGCCAUGGUCAUUGGGUCCUGCGUUACUUCUACCGAUCCAGUUUUGUCUCAAGCAGUUGCAAAGGGGCCGUUUUCCGACAAAUAUGUGCGCCGUUCGCUCCGUGAAAUCAUUUCCUCCGAGGCCGGCGCAAAUGAUGGGUUCGGAUUCCCGUUUCUCAUGCUUGCGACAUACCUCAUGCGACAUGCCGAUGGAAAGGAAGCCCUUCAUGCCGGUGACUCUACCUUGCAUGCUGUCACGCGGGCUCUGUUGCCUCGAGCUGGAGAUGUGGCCCGCCAGGGUGGAGGCGUCGGUAUUGCUCUUCAAAACUGGUUCCUUGAGACCUGGCUGUACUUUGUUAUUAUGAGUAUUGCGUAUGGUGUCGUUGUGGGAACCCUCAUCAGAUUCGCCCUCAAGUUUUCCGUCAGAAAGAAUUCCAGAAAGUGGAUUGAUUCCGAGAGCUACGUUCUUGUACCAACUGCCAUUGGUCUCUUCCUGAUGGGAACUUCUGGAGCCAUUGGUACCGACGAUCUUCUCUCAUGUUUCGUUGCUGGCAGUGCCCUCAACUGGGACGGGGAAUAUCUUGCCGAAGCGCAAAAGCGCCAUGAUGAAGUCAAUGCCAGUAUCGACGUUCUCCUUAACUUUGGAGGUUUCAUCUACCUCGGCACUAUCAUACCUUGGAGCGAGUUCAACUCCGAUAUUACCGGCAUCACCCCCGGCCGACUGUUCGGCCUUGGCGCACUCGUACUCGUCUUCCGCCGCAUCCCUGCCGUGUUGCUCACCUACAAGCUCAUGCCCAACACCAUCAAAAACUGGAAAGAGGCUUUAUUCAUGGGAUACUUUGGUCCUAUCGGUGUUGGAGCAGCGUUUUACAUCGAGCACGCUCGUCAUGUAUUCCCGAAAGCCGAAGAAGCCGCUGCCGUAGGUGACAAUGAGACGGCCGACAUGCUUCGAGCGAUGGGACCGGUUGUUUACUGGCUCGCACUCUUUUCCAUCUUUGUGCACGGUCUUUCGAUUCCGAUUUUAAGCGCCAUCUACAAGUUCAUGGGUGUUCAGCCCAUCCAGGAGGAUGCAGUCCAGCUUAGACGCCGCUCCCUCCGCGUUCCACCUCCCUCGAACGCAGUUGAAGGUGAUAGAGACACCUUCAUCGCAUUCAACCGAUUCUCGCGCCCUAACAUGUCCAACGAAUCACUCACAAACUUGGGUGAUGAUGACUCGACAGUUGUUGAUGAAAAGGUUCGGUUCCCCGACCUUGAGACAGGGCUUGCCGAAGCCAAGAAAAGGGCACAGCUCAACCCUCGACGGAGCUUCAAUGUGCCACGCCUUGCGCCGCCCCGGAGCCUCAGUCGGCCACGGACAAGUGCAAGCCAGGUUCAAUGGGACCAACAACCGCACGUUUCGCGAAUUUGA
This is a messenger RNA of Colletotrichum truncatum, 1791 nucleotides long. RefSeq names its product Na(+)/H(+) antiporter C3A11.09-like protein 1. Lineage: Eukaryota; Fungi; Ascomycota; Sordariomycetes; Glomerellales; Glomerellaceae. Gene Ontology annotation, molecular function: sodium:proton antiporter activity. Gene Ontology annotation, cellular component: plasma membrane. The record is from RefSeq and is a predicted model, not a curated record. Gene Ontology annotation, biological process: sodium ion export across plasma membrane; proton export across plasma membrane; regulation of membrane potential.